This is a messenger RNA of Closterium sp. NIES-65, 1794 nucleotides long. The record is from the annotation of a GenBank genome assembly. Lineage: Eukaryota; Viridiplantae; Streptophyta; Zygnematophyceae; Desmidiales; Closteriaceae.
AUGCCUCCGGUCGCCCUCAAUUCCCUUCCCGAAAACCCACAUUACCGGACCCGUCGCCCACAAAUCCCUUCCUGUCGCCCCAUCUCCCUUCCCGUCGCACUCACUUCCCUUGCCGUCGCCCUCGUUUCCCUUCGUGUCGCCCUCAUUACCCUUCCCGUCGCACUAAUUUCCCUUACCGUCGCACUCAUUUCCCACCCCGUCGCCCUCGUGUCCCUUCCCGUCGCACUAAUUUCCCUUCCCGUCGCACUCAUUUCCCUCCCCGUCGCCCACAUUUCCCUUCCCGUCGCCCUCGUUUCCCCUCUCGUCGCCCUCAUUUCCCCUCUCGACGCCCACAUUUCCCUUCCCGUCGCCCUCAUUUCCCCUCUCAUCGCCCACAUUUCCCUUCCCGUCGCCCUCAUUUCCCCUCUCGUCGCCCUCGUUUCCCUCUCCGUCGCCCACAUUUCGCUACCUGUCGCUCACAAUUCCCUUCAUCCUCCUUUCCUCUCAUCCUCCUUUCCUCUCAUCCGCCCUUCCUCUCAUCCGCCCUUCACGCUCUCAUCCUCUCUCCUUCUCAUCGUCCCUCCCUCUCAUCCUCCUUACCCUUGUCCACCCUUAUUCGCGUCCUCCCUCCCCCUCAUCCGCCCUCCCCCUCAUCCGCCCUUCAUCUCAUCCUCCAUUCCCCACAUCCGCCCUUCAUCUAAUCCUCUGUUCCCCUCGUCCUCCCCUCCUCUCAUCCUCCUUUCCUCUCAUCCUCCUUUCCUGUCAUCCUCCCAUCCCCACAUCCGCCCUUCUCUCUCAUCCUCUCUCCUUCUCAUUCUCCCAUUCUCCCAUACUCCCUUUCUCUCAUCCUCCCUUCCUCUCCCCUUCCAUUCCACUCGUCCCCCCUUCCUCUCAUCCAACCUUUCCUCCCAUCCUCCUUUCCUCUCAUCCGCCCUUCCUCUCAUCCGCCCUUCACGCUCUCAUCCUCUCUCCUCCUCAUCGUCUCUCCCUCUCAUCCUCCUUUCUCUCAUCCACCCUUCUUCAGAUCCUCCAUCCAUCUCAUCCGCCACCCCCCUCAUCCGCCCUUCAUCUCAUCCCCCCUUCCCCACAACCGCCCUUCAUCUCAUCCUCUGUUCCCCUCGUCCUCCCUUCCUCUCAUCCCCCCCUCCUCUCAUCCUCCUUUCCUCUCAUCCACCCUUCCUCUCAUCCGCCCUUCCUCUCAUCCGCCCUUCCUUUCAUCCGCCCUUCUCUUUCCUCCUCUCUCCUUCUCAUUCUCCCAUUCUCUUAUACUCCCUUUCUCUCAUCCUCCCUUCCUCUCCCCUGCCAUUCCACUCGCCCCCCUUCCUCUCAUCCAACCUUUCCUCCCAUCCUCCUUUCCUCUCAUCCGCCCUUUCUCUCAUCCGCCCUUCACGCUCUCAUCCUCUCUCCUCCUCAUCGUCUCUCCCUCUCAUCCUCCAUUCUCUCAUCCACCCUUCUUCAGAUCCUCCCUCCAUCUCAUCCGCCACCCCCCUCAUCCGCCCUUCAUCUCAUCCCCCCUUCCCCACAACCGCCCUUCAUCUCAUCCUCUGUUCCCCUCGUCCUCCCUUCCUCUCAUCCCCCCCUCCUCUCAUCCUCCUUUCCUCUCAUCCACCCUUCCUCUCAUCCGCCCUUCCUCUCAUCCGCCCUUCCUCUCAUCCGCCCUUCUCUUUCCUCCUCUCUCCUUCUCAUUCUCCCAUUCUCUCAUACUCCAUUUCUCUCACGCUCCCUUCAACGCUCUCUCCCUGCCUCCUCAUUCUAGCACGCAGCCACCUUUCGGCCAGCAACACCACUCACCAACGGGCAGCUCAGCCACCCUGA